Molecule: messenger RNA, 3022 nt
Organism: Metopolophium dirhodum (rose-grain aphid)
Lineage: Eukaryota; Metazoa; Arthropoda; Insecta; Hemiptera; Aphididae
Gene: Trm1
Product: tRNA (guanine(26)-N(2))-dimethyltransferase
Exons: 10
Coding region: 379-2022 (547 amino acids)
Biological process (GO): tRNA N2-guanine methylation
Cellular component (GO): nucleus
Molecular function (GO): RNA binding
Source: RefSeq, a predicted model, not a curated record
CAUCAAAUUAACGUUUCCAUUUUGUUUACGAAAAACAAAUUCAAGAAUUUAUAUAUUUUACAAUAUUAAUUACUACAGAAUGUAUAUUGACAAUAUUGUAUAAUAUUAAUAAAUAUUUUUCAUAGAUAGAUGUAUAAUAACUUACAAAUUAACUAAAUAACAAUCAUUUUUAAAUUUACUUCACCAUUUCUUAAAUUUUUUAAUGCAAAAACUGUUGUAAUGACAAACUAAGAUAAUUUAAUUGAAGGUUCAUGGAAUUUUUAUUCAUUUAUUUUAUGCAUUUAUCUAUAAUAUAAUAUUUGAAGUUAUAAUGUUUAUUGAAUUAAGAAUUUAAAAUAUUUAUUUUACUUAUAUGAAGACUAAUAAUUUUAUAUAAUCAUGAAAUUUAAUCAAAUACAAAUUUUAAUAAAACGAUAUCAAAUAUUAUAUUAUAACACACGUUACUGCCUUUUCGGCAUGGAGUCUUCAUCCGAGUUUACGGAAAUAAGGGAAGGGAAAGCAAAAAUUCGGGUCCCUAGCUCUAGCAAAGUGUUUUAUAAUCCUGUGCAAGAGUUCAAUAGAGAUUUAAGUAUUGCUGUUCUUUCAGUAUUUUCUGAAAUCCAUCAUAGUGAAAAACUAAAAACCAGAAAAAGACAAAGAUCCCCGGAUGAGAAUAAUACAAAAGAAAUUGAACCUGUGAAACUAGAAAUUGGAACACAAACUGAAUCAGGUUUAGAAAUAUUGGAAGCAUUAGCGGCAACUGGUUUACGAGCUAUUAGAUAUGCUCUUGAAGUUCCAGGAGUUAAACAAAUAUAUGCUAACGAUAUAUCAAAAACAGCCGUACAAAUAAUGAAUCAAAAUAUUGAAGAAAAUAAUGUUAAAAAUUUAGUUACAUCUACUCUUUAUGAUGCUGCACAUGUUAUGAGAAAAAGGCAAUUUGAAUCUGAAACUAAAUUUGAUGUUGUUGAUUUAGAUCCUUAUGGAUGCCCAACAAAUUUAUUAGAUCCAGCUGUAUGUAGCCUUGCUGACAAUGGAUUGCUCUUAGUCACUUGCACUGAUAUGGCUGUCUUAGCUGGUAAUACACCAGAAUCGUGUUAUGCCAAAUAUGGUUCAAUAUCAUUAAGAUCUCCAGCUUGUCAUGAAAUGGCAUUAAGAAUUGUUUUGCAUACAAUUACAAAUGUGUGUACUCGAUAUGGUCGUUAUAUGGAGCCAUUAUUAUCAAUAAGUGCUGAUUUUUAUAUAAGGGUAUUUGUAGUUAUACGUACUAGUCCUUUUAUGUGUAAAUCAAUGUCUAGCAAAAUGUCAACAGUGUAUAAGUGUAGAGGAUGUAAUAUGACAACUUUGUUGCCAUUGGGUUCUGCUAAAUCAGACUCAAAAAAUAUGAAAUUUAAUCUUUUGUCUGGUCCACCAGUUGACAAAAAAUGUGAACAUUGUGGAUUUCCUCAUUUAGUGGGAGGGCCUAUAUGGACAGGUCCUUUGUAUAACACUGAAUUUCUCAGUAAAUUGUGCAAUUACAUAAAAACUGAAGAAGCUGAAAAAAAAUUUAAUACUGUUAGGCGAAUGAGAGGAAUGCUGGGUAUGAUGCAAGAAGAAUUACAGGAUAUUCCCCUGUACUAUACAGUACCAUCACUUACCAACACUGUUCAUUGUGAAGCAAUGCCAUUGAGAUAUUUUUUUUCUGCAUUAGUGGGUGCUGGAUACCGUGUGUCUUCAUCCCAUUGUGCACAAAAUAGUGUUAAAACUGACGCACCUCAAUCAGUUGUUUGGGAUGUCAUCAGAACUUGGGUUCAAACACAUCCUGUAUCUGAAAAACGAUUACAAGACUCUGUUGCAGCUAGAUCAAUUUUGUCUAAACAACCUACAACUGAAAUAAUUUUUGAUAAAAAAUAUAAUACGAUACCAAAAUCAUUGCAGGGAUUAGUACGUUAUCAACAGAAUCCUGCACCAUACUGGGGACCAGGAACUAAAGGAAAUUCAAAACAGAAAGUUAUCUUAAGUGCUACAGAAGUCGAAUGUGAAACGGAUAUCAAAUGUUCUAAGUAGUUAAAUUUUGUAUGCAUCCUGAAUAAUUGUUUGUUAUAACAGAUUAUUUUUAUAAUAUAAACUCUUCUAGUUAAUAGGUACUGCGUUAAUUUAUGGAAUUUAAAUUUACAUUGACGCUAUUGUUUUAACCUUCAGUAGGUCGUGCGGGUUAUAGGUAUCUAUUCCGUCGCACGGUGUAAAAAUUUCCCUUGAUUAAACAUAAUUUAUUUUUCUUUUACAUUUAUUUCUUUUAAAUUUAAUAUUUUCGUAAGUAUAUAGUAAAAAAAGAAUACUAAAUGUAAUUAAUACUUUUAAUUUUACAUUUGUUUUAUUUUUUAAUUUAUUAGACAAAAAAAUGAUAUAUUAUUUUAAACUAACUAAAAAAUUAUUAACAUUAUUUUUAUAAUAUAUAACAUAAGUAGAAGCUAGAUAAAAUACCACCACACUUAUUCCAACCUAAAUAUUAUUAAAUUAGUGAGGUAAUAAAUUACCCCGCGCAGCCUACUGAAGGUUAAAAUAUCCAUCACCGGUCAUUAGUGAUUAAUGAUUGUGUUAUAUGUAUGAAUUGCUAUUUUACUGAACCAAUAUUAUUAAAUAUUACAAAUCAAAUAAAUUACUUUUAUUAAAAAAAUCCUGUUUUGCGGUUUAGUUGCUUAAAUUAUUUCUGUGUUAUGAUUAUGUUUAUCGUUUAUGAGAUUGAAUUUAAAAUGGAUGUUUUAAAGCAAAACAAUUAAAAUAUCUAUGAUACCAAAAAAAACAACUGCCUGAAACUGCUUUAAUCCUACCCAUCUUUAAUAUGGACCACAACUCACAAUUCACAACCGUGCAAUUUUUAUUCUUUUCCUGUAAAAAAUAUUUGUAUGUAUAUUACAUAUUAUAUAAUACAACAAAUAAAAAACCCAUGAUCACUACUCUCAGAAUUUUACGAUUAUCCAACUGUUUUGUUAGGGUUUAAUCUGUAUUCUACAUACAUUUAUAUUGUAUAUAGGCUAUAUCCGUAAAUACACACUACAUUAUGUGA